Messenger RNA from Lolium rigidum, 1282 nucleotides. RefSeq names its product probable methyltransferase At1g27930. Bases 46 to 933 code for a protein of 295 amino acids. The record is from RefSeq and is a predicted model, not a curated record. Gene Ontology annotation, biological process: xylan biosynthetic process. The transcript has a single exon. NCBI's taxonomy places the organism in Eukaryota, Viridiplantae, Streptophyta, Magnoliopsida, Poales, Poaceae.
CAGUAGAGCAGGAGAGUGAGAGGGUUAGAUCGAGAAGCGAGCAAGAUGAUGUCGCCAAGAAUUCAGAUUCCGAUAAGCAUCGGCGGGAGCAGGACGAUGAUGUCGCCGAAGCAGCUGCUGAUCACCAUCCUCGUCGUCUUCUCCACGCUCUCCUUCAUCAAGUUCCUCCUCAUCACCCACCCCUCCGCCGGCGCCUCCUCGUCCGCUCAUCUCCACCGCGCGGAGUGGGAGUCCGGCAACGGCACCGCCGCCAGGAACGACGGCCUCGCGGCCAAAGAGUUCGCUUUGCUCCGCUCCGUCGUCGCCGCGCGCGCGCCGUGCAGGCUGCUGGUGUUCGGCCUCUCGCCGCAGCUCCUCGCGCUCGCCGCGGUCAACUCCGGGCCAGGCGCCGCCACCGCCUUCGUCACCGACAGCGCCGAGGACGGGGACGCCGCGCGCCGCGUGCUCGCUGGCCGUGUCGGCGGCUCUUCGUCCGCCGUCCACCGGGCCGGGUACCCCGACGCGGCCGGGGAGGCGUGGGCGCUACUGCGGCGCGCGCGGGCGGCGGGCCCGGCGUGCGCGCGGCCGACGGGGACGGUGCGCAAGUCUGGGUGCCGGCUCGCGCUGACCUCGCUGCCUCGGGAGGUGCUUGACGCCAGGUGGGACGUCGUCGUCAUCGACGGGCCGAGCGGGGCCGCGCCCGAGGAGCCAGGGCGAAUGGGCGCCAUCUACACGGCGGCCGCACUCGCCCGCGCGGCCGCCGCGGCUGGUGGCGGCAGGGUGGUGGACGUGGCGGUGCACGACAUGGAUCGGACCGUGGAGCGCUGGUACGCCAGGGAGUACCUCUGCGAGGACAACCUCGUCGCCGCCAAAGGCCGCCUCUGGCACUUCCGUGUCGGCGCCGGCGGGCAACGGGACGCCUUCUGCUCCACCGCUCCCGUCAAGAUCUUGUAGGGACAGAAUCAAAGGUUGCCAUAUCUGGGCGUCGCCGGAGGCACUGCUGUCGUAGGAGGUCAAUGCAUACAUACAAAUUGAUAGUCGCUGAAACCUCUGCCCUUGGCAUCACCGGAGACAUGAGCAAUUCUCGGAAAUUCCUGGAGCUCGAAGCUCGGUGCUGGGGCGAUUGGAUGUUCCAUGCUCAUAUAGAUAAUAGGAUGAAGCUGAUACUUGGACGAUGGAAGAUAGUCUGUACACUGGUAAGCUGAAUUGUUCUCUGUUCCAUUGUUUGUAACAGAAGGAUAACAAACAACAAUCUUUGUUUGUAAAGAGGAAACAACACUUACAAGCUUUCUAACUUUUCUAA